UAUCUUUUAAUAAAUUGUCACUUUGGUUUUUGUUUUGAUAUUUAAUUAUGUUCAUUUCGUACUUCCAACCAUAGUUCCAACCAUACUUCCAACCACCAAAAUUUUCCGUUAAUAUGAUAAAUGCAACAGAAAUACAUGACAAAAAUCAAAAAAUACUACACAUUGUCUCAUUAAUCAACCCGUAUCAUGCAUUAAUUAAGAUUCUUACUGAAAACAUACUAAUAACUCUUCAAUUGGAGGCGAUAUUUCUAUACGUUCUCCUCGAUCCGAAUAGAAAAACGAGACAGAUAACACCGGCAAUUAAAGAGGAAACUUUCUCGCAAUUAAAACGACCGGAAGUGGUGAUUGGUGAACCGUGUUGGGAAAGGAUAGAUGUCAAGAAUGGGGAAAAUGCAAAAACAAUGGAGCGGGGAGGUGAAAAAAAGAAGCGCAAGCCAAAGAAAGUGGCGAAAGAAUUGGAAAGAAAGAGAAAGGAUAGGGAAGAAAGAGAGAAGCGCGAGGAGGAGGAGAAGGAGCGUUUACGCAAAUGGGAGGAAUGUUGGGAAAGGAAGUUUCGGGCCCAGGAAGAACUCGAUCAUGCGGAAUGUUGCGUGGAUAAAGGUUUCUGCCUUAAACCGAGGACACAGUCGAAUAUUUGGAUCAAUGUUACUCAGGACAGAUCAGUGCAAGAAAUACAUAUGUCCAUCAAACACGUCCCAGUUCCAAAACCAAAGCCUCCACCUCUACCGCCUUUGCAAAAACCAAUGGUUACAAUUUCCCCACCGGUGGAGAAAAUCGUCACAGUGAAAGAAAAAGAAACGAAAAAGCCUGAGAAAGAGAUAAGCACGGAAAAAAAGAAGAAGAAAUAGUUCUUUAUUAGGCAGUUUAUUUCUCUGUUCGUCGAGAUAUUUAUAAAAAUACAUCGAAAUCCACGACAACGACGUCAUGACAUGUUAUUUUCGUCGUUCGGGGUACAGUUCGGCGAAGUACAGAAAUGGAAAUAGUGGAGAAACAUAAAAGAAAGAGUGGGAUGUUCUCCCUGUUUGCACCAGUUUUCAUUCUCUUUCAUUAUUCUUUUGCUAAAUAUCACAAUACUCUAUGUAACAAAAACGACCUAAAAAUGAAAGAAUUUCUUCAAAAUACUGUUAAUAUAAAACCGAUUACAUAUGUAUAAUAGAAAAUAAAUUAUCAACAAAUAAAUACAUCUAACAAAUUAU
Molecule: messenger RNA, 1196 nt
Organism: Apis dorsata (giant honeybee)
Lineage: Eukaryota; Metazoa; Arthropoda; Insecta; Hymenoptera; Apidae
Product: 101 kDa malaria antigen-like
Exons: 5
Coding region: 114-848 (244 amino acids)
Source: RefSeq, a predicted model, not a curated record